AUGGGUAAAAUUCAAAAGAAGAACGGUAAGGGUCGUUUGGACCGUUACUACUUCCUCGCGAAGGAAAAGGGGUACCGUGCGCGUUCGUCGUUCAAGAUUCUCCAGAUCAACGAGAAGUACGGGCACUUCCUCGAGAAGUCCAAGGUGGUGAUUGAUUUGUGUUGCGCGCCGGGCUCCUGGUGCCAGGUUGCCUCUCAAUUGUGCCCAGUCAACUCUUUGAUCAUCGGUGUGGACAUUGUGCCGGUAAAGUCGUUGCCAAACUGUAUCACGUUCCAGUCGGACAUCACAACGGAAGACUGCCGCUCGCGGUUGAGAGGACACAUGAAGACGUGGAAGGCUGACACGGUAUUACACGAUGGUGCGCCGAACGUGGGUAUGGGCUGGGUGCAAGAUGCGUUCACACAGUCGCAGUUGACGCUCCAGGCGUUGAAGCUCGCGGUGGAAAACUUGACCCCAGGUGGGACCUUUGUGACCAAGGUUUUCAGAUCCAAGGACUACAACAAUCUUAUGUGGGUGUUCCAGCAGUUGUUCGAGAAGGUGGAGGCGACAAAGCCACCGGCAUCGCGUAACGUUUCGGCCGAAAUCUUUGUGGUGUGCAAGGGCUUCAAGGCGCCAAAGAAGAUGGAUCCGCGCUUAUUGGAUCCUAAGGAGGUAUUCGAGGAGUUGCCAGAUGGACCGGUUAAUAACGAAGCUAAGGUGUUCAACCCAGAGAAGAAGAGAAGGUCCAGACAGGGUUACGACGAGGGGGACUACAUCCAGUACAAAACCAUGGACCUCCUCGAGUUCAUCAAAGACGAGGAGCCAAUCAACAACCUCGGUGGGUUGAAUGAGUUCACGUACGAUCCCGAAGACAUGACCUACAAGAUGCUCAAGAAGUUGAAGCACCACACGCCCGAGUUGUUGGAGUGUUUCAAGGACUUGAAGGUAUUGGGUAAGAAGGACUUUAAGCACAUUCUCAAGUUUCGCAAAAAUGCGCGUGAUCUCUUGGGGUACGAUGAUGAGGAAAAGCCUGAAAUCGAGGUCAUACCUUUGACCGAGGAGGAGCAGAUUGAAAAGGAGUUGGAGCAGUUGCAGAAGAAGAGGCAGCAGAAGCAAAAGAGAGAGAAACGUACCAAGAACGAGACCAAACAGAAGGAGAUCCAAAGAAUGCAGAUGAACAUGUUGACCGAUAUGAACAUUGGUCUCGAUGCCGCCAUGCUGGGAGCUGACUCUCUUUUCAACCUUACCACCGCCGAGAAGACCGGUCAGUUGGCAGACUUGGCCAAGGGGAAGCGUAGGAUGAUUUUCUCCAAUGAGGAGAAAAUGAAGGAUAACGAUAUCGCCUUUGACGACGAGGAGGCCAACACCGGGGACGAGAUCGACGCCUUGGAGACCCAGAUGGACGACAUGUACCACGGCCACACCGAGCGCAAGGCCGAGAGAGACGCCAAGUACAAGGCUAUGAAGGCCAGAGGCGGCGACGAUGAUGCCUGGGAUGGUAUUGAGGACAAGUCUGAUUCUGAUUUGGAGAGCGACCGCAAGGACUACGAAGAGCUCAGCGACAGUGACUUGGACAGUGAUGACGAUGCUGCGAUCGAUGCCUUGAUUGCGAAGCAGAAGGAAGAGUUGGCCAAAGAGGCCAUGAGUAAGCAGGCGAAGGUGUUCUUUGCCGAUUCCAUCUUUGGUGAUGUUGGUGAUGAUGUUCUUUUGGCCUCAUCUGGGGCUCCAACGAAGGGGUCUUCUCCGAAGGGGGCUGCUCCAAAGGGGGCUGCUUCGAAGAGCAAGGCCGCAAAAGCCAAGGCUGCCGAACAUGAAGACUCCGAUUCGGAAAUGGAUGCUGAUUCCGAAAGCGACUUUGAAAUUGUUGCUCCCGAGAGCGAAUUCCAGUCUGAUGACGACUCGGAUUACGAUUCGGAUACGGAAAAGAAAAAGACUCGCACGCACUCGCGUGACGUUGACUUGGCGACGGUUGAGGCGAUGACCUUGGCUCACCAGGUUGCGUUGGGCCAAAAGAACAAGCACGACUUGAUCGAGGAGGGGAUUAACCGUUACUCGUUCCGUGACUCUGACAACCUCCCGGAUUGGUUCAAUGAUGACGAAAAGAGACACAACAAGAUCAUCAAGCCAAUCACCAAGGAGGCCGCCACCGCCAUCAAGGAGAAGUUGAGGCAGAUGAACGCCCGCCCGAUUAAGAAGGUCAUGGAAGCUCAGGGCCGUAAGAAGUUGCGGGCUAUGAGAAGAAUCGAGAAGAUGCGCAAGAAGUCUGACACGAUUAACGAUGACGGUGCCAAGUCUGAGAGAGACAAGGCGGAGGAAAUCUCCAAGUUGAUGCGCAAGAUGACCAAGAAGCAGGCUGUCAAACCAAAAACCACAUACGUCGUCGCCAAGGGCUCGAACAGAGGGUUGGCUGGUAGACCAAGAGGGGUCAAGGGUAAGUACAGAAUGGUCGAUGGUACCAUGAAGAAUGAAGCUCGUGCGUUGAAGAGAAUCGCCAAGAAGAACAAGAAAUAA
Babjeviella inositovora NRRL Y-12698 is the source of this 2490-nucleotide messenger RNA. RefSeq names its product 27S pre-rRNA (guanosine2922-2'-O)-methyltransferase (gene SPB1). The transcript has a single exon. NCBI's taxonomy places the organism in Eukaryota, Fungi, Ascomycota, Pichiomycetes, Serinales. Gene Ontology annotation, biological process: maturation of LSU-rRNA from tricistronic rRNA transcript (SSU-rRNA, 5.8S rRNA, LSU-rRNA); maturation of 5.8S rRNA from tricistronic rRNA transcript (SSU-rRNA, 5.8S rRNA, LSU-rRNA); rRNA methylation. The record is from RefSeq and is a predicted model, not a curated record. The coding region runs from base 1 to 2490 and encodes 829 amino acids. Gene Ontology annotation, cellular component: nucleolus; preribosome, large subunit precursor; nucleus. Gene Ontology annotation, molecular function: rRNA (guanine) methyltransferase activity; rRNA (uridine-2'-O-ribose)-methyltransferase activity.